Phascolarctos cinereus (koala) is the source of this 1490-nucleotide messenger RNA. RefSeq names its product solute carrier family 25 member 4 (gene SLC25A4). Gene Ontology annotation, biological process: mitochondrial ADP transmembrane transport; negative regulation of mitochondrial outer membrane permeabilization involved in apoptotic signaling pathway; mitochondrial ATP transmembrane transport. Gene Ontology annotation, cellular component: mitochondrial inner membrane. NCBI's taxonomy places the organism in Eukaryota, Metazoa, Chordata, Mammalia, Diprotodontia, Phascolarctidae. The record is from RefSeq and is a predicted model, not a curated record. Gene Ontology annotation, molecular function: ATP:ADP antiporter activity.
CCCCGACCAGCUCAGGCCUCCCGGAAGCGCCUCGCCCCCCGUGCCCUCUACUGAGGAAUGGGAUGGAGAGGGUAUCCAGACACCUGUCCAGCCAAUACGCACGGAGCCAAAUGGCCCGAGGGCCCUCCUCCUUCUCUCGCGAGACAGAGGGUCAUAUAAGGAGGUCUGGGGGAGAAGUGCUCUGCCCCUUUUGGAUCGUGGUGGUGGGACAGAGAAGGGGGUCAGGGCUUCUAGCUGGGGGGGAAGGUUAGGGAGUAGUUCCCGAGAGACUGUGGGUGCGACGACUACUUCCAUCAUGAGUGACCAAGCGCUGAGCUUCCUGAAAGACUUUCUGGCAGGUGGCAUCGCCGCUGCGGUUUCCAAGACUGCAGUCGCUCCCAUCGAGAGGGUCAAACUGCUUCUGCAGGUCCAACAUGCCAGCAAACAAAUUAAAGCAGAGCAGCAGUACAAAGGCAUAAUUGACUGCGUGGUGAGAAUCCCCAAGGAGCAAGGCUUCCUCUCCUUCUGGAGGGGUAACCUGGCCAAUGUCAUUCGUUACUUCCCCACCCAAGCCCUUAAUUUUGCCUUCAAGGACAAAUACAAGCAGAUCUUCUUGGGGGGUGUGGAUCGGCAUAAACAGUUCUGGCGUUACUUUGCUGGCAACCUUGCUUCUGGUGGAGCAGCUGGGGCCACUUCCCUCUGCUUCGUCUACCCACUGGACUUUGCUCGGACCAGGCUGGCUGCUGAUGUGGGCAAAGGUGCCGCCCAACGGGAGUUCGGUGGCCUAGGCGACUGUCUUACCAAGAUCUUCAAGUCUGAUGGCCUGAGGGGCCUCUACCAAGGCUUCAAUGUGUCUGUCCAGGGCAUCAUCAUCUACAGGGCGGCCUACUUUGGGAUCUAUGAUACAGCCAAGGGAAUGUUGCCUGACCCCAAGCACGUGCACAUUGUAGUAAGCUGGAUGAUUGCCCAGACUGUCACUGCAGUGGCAGGAUUGGUGUCCUAUCCCUUCGAUACUGUCCGUCGGAGGAUGAUGAUGCAGUCUGGUCGGAAAGGGGCUGAUAUUAUGUAUACUGGAACAAUUGACUGCUGGAGGAAGAUUGCAAAAGAUGAAGGAUCCAAAGCUUUCUUCAAAGGUGCCUGGUCCAAUGUAUUGAGAGGCAUGGGCGGUGCUUUUGUAUUAGUGUUGUAUGAUGAGAUAAAAAAAUACGUCUAAUUCAAUUAAAACUCUUAAGUUCAUUGGUCCCAGAUCCAUUUUCUGAUGUUAUCCGUGGUUUAGUAGACAUUUCUUAGGAAAUCUGACAACGCCAAUAUGGGAUAAUGCCCAAACUGACAAGGAUAUUACAGUAUAAACAUGUUUUAAUCCGCUGGACCACAAAUGAAUUUUGCAUUAUACAGAUUUAAAGUAUACUAGCAAAUAUAAGGUAACAUUUAUUUCUAUGCUUCUACAAUUAAUUUGAGAAAUGGUGAUGAUGACCUCAUGUGAACCCUCAAUAAAUAUUACUUAAGGCUCA